Messenger RNA from Triplophysa dalaica, 2789 nucleotides. It is a transcript of the gene marchf7, whose product is annotated as membrane-associated ring finger (C3HC4) 7. NCBI's taxonomy places the organism in Eukaryota, Metazoa, Chordata, Actinopteri, Cypriniformes, Nemacheilidae. The record is from RefSeq and is a predicted model, not a curated record. The transcript has 11 exons. Gene Ontology annotation, molecular function: zinc ion binding. The coding region runs from base 82 to 2328 and encodes 748 amino acids.
CGUGACGCUUCCUAUAUCAACACACGGACGCCAUUAUCAUUAGAAGCGGAGAGACGGAAGAUCAGAGGUUGCAGAUCAGAGAUGGAUUCCAAGUCUCGCCGUUUUCCGUUCAGUGUGUCCAGUUCGUCCACGCUGUCGUCUCCCUCGUCUCUGUCCAGCUCAUCUUCAGCUCUUGGUCCGAGUCGACUGUACGGCAGGAGCAGUGUGUUGAGUAGAGAUCGCUUCAGUAGAGACACUUCUGUUAAACUCGACUCCGACUAUCAGAGCUCUCGUCUGAUUGGCUCACCGAGAGGAUACCGCUCGUCUGAAAGCAGCUGGAAACUCUCCACACCUCUCUCAUCGACCUCCUCUGUGUCUUCCUGUGAUCGAUCAUGGACACAAUCCUCCAGUGGGGACAGAGUUAGACUUACUGACUCUGAACGGAGAAUAGGAACCUACUGUGGACUUCUCGGCACAUCUCAAGACACCGAAUCUAAGAGAGCCAAACUGUCCUACACCAACAGACCAUCAUAUCAGCUGAGCAGCAGAUCAACAUCAACAUCUACACCUGCCAGCUCAUACUCCACUAUAGAUUCAUCAUGGAAGUCAAGCAUUGGUCCUUUAUCUCGAUCGUCAUCUUCUUCAUCCUCCUCCUCGUCCAGUCCAUCAGAGAGUCUGUGGUCCCGCAGGGAUCUGGAGAAAAGAGUGGAUUCAGGAUCGAGCUCCAGUUAUCGGACCAGUGGGCUGACUUCAUCACUGUAUCGCUCAGACAGAGUUACUUCCACCUAUGCACAAGGUGCUAGACCCAAAGAGAGCCAGUACUCCUCCUACAGGGACAGUGGAUCUAACCGGCGUAUUUCAGACAAGUACCUCCCCUCCCCUCUGGAGCGCAGCUCUCACUCUCUGACCUCUGACUAUCAGCCGAGUCUUUACACUCGAGAUCCAAAACGCACCAGCUUAACCUCUAGCUCUGUCUCUGAACCCUCCCACAUCUCAUCCUGGAGCUCCACCCCCUACACGCCCCUUACUGCGCGACGCUCCAGCCCACCCCCCUCUAGCCCCGCCCCCGCUCCACUCUCCACUCAGAGCAGUGGUGACUCCGAUGGCAGGCGGACGACCAGACGUCUGCUGUCCCGGCUCUUCUCUCGCCGCUCGAGUCAGGAGUCAAGCUCCAGCUCUGUCUCUGAUUCGAGGUCGUACGACUCCGGCCCAGAGGAAGCCCCACCCUGUGAAGCCCCUCCUCCUGUCAGUCGAGAGAAUUCGGAGGCAGAGCUGGGGAGCUCUGACCCGGGUCAGGGGUUUUCGUUUCUGCGCAGACGCGGUCCGUCCCUCGCUCCCGUUCAAGAGAGCGCGGCGGUGGAACAGGAACCGGAAUCUCUCAGGGCUUCAGGGGGUUUGGCUUGGCUCAACUGGAACCGUUGCACCCCUCUGUUCUCUCGCCGCAGAAGAGAAGGCCGCGAUGAAAGCGCCCGCAUGGAGCCUCGCCGCUCACCCCAGUUCUCUGUUAGUGCCGGAGACGGGCGUAAAUCUCCCGACCGGGGCGUUGGUCAUGAGGACGAUGAUGAAGAAUCGCCAUCGGAGGGCGCCACGGCGGCACCCUCUUCCGGAGCCUCGGGUCACUCUGCAUCACUGCUGCAGGACUCCGCCCGUCUGACUGGGCGGAGCCACGGCUUUGUCAGGGGGAUGUCCAGCCCACUCUUCCAGAUGCCUGAGAAUGUAAUCAUUGGUGUGUCAGCCGAGGGGCGGAGUCAAAGUAAUGAGCAGGUGAAGGAGAAGCCCGUCCCAUCCAGAGACCCAGAGAGACUGCGGAAGAUUCAAGAGAGCCUGCUAUUGGAGGAUUCAGAUGAGGAGGAGGGAGAUCUGUGCAGGAUCUGUCAGAUGGGCGAGCAGUCGAGUUCAAACCCUCUGAUUGAACCCUGUAAAUGCACCGGCAGUCUGCAGUUUGUGCAUCAGGACUGUAUUAAGAAAUGGCUGCGCUCCAAAAUCAGCUCGGGCUCAAACCUGGAGGCCAUCGCUACCUGUGAACUGUGCAAGGAAAAGCUGCAUCUGAACAUCGAGAACUUUGAUAUUAAUGAACUCUACAGAUCUCACGAGAGGUCUGAGUACGAGUUCAUCAGUUGUGGUCUUUAUCUGGUGGUUCUUCUUCAUCUGUGUGAACAGAGAUUCUCUGAUGUUCUGGGAGCAGUGAAUGAUGCUGGGUUUUUCAACUUGGCGAGAACUCUGCACGAACACAUGGAUGAUCUUGAAAGUUCAUUUACAGAAUCUGAUGAAGAUGAGGCAGAGGACAGCAGACCAUCCAUCGACUUCUGUGACCUGGAGGAUGAGGACGAUGAAGAGGAGGAGGUUUAAUCGGGUGGUAGGGGGGAAGGGGUGUGGUUUAGCAGGUUGUCUCCUCCCACUUCCCUUUCUCCACUUGUGUCCUCCUGACUUUGCCAUCAUCUGAUAGGCAGGGUAACUACUGUCUCAGCCUAUCACAAGGCUUUCAUAAUAUGCAGAUAAAUGUGUUGAUGGGAGCUGUUUGGAUCCCGUUUUAAUUAGAUUUUCUGUUCUGUGUCUGAGGCCGGUGAGCGCUCGAUAGCUUUAAUCAGUUAAACAAAACAGUCCGACUAACUGUCGACCACCACGAGUGCUUUACAUGACAACAGAUGCAGAGGAUUAUGGGAGAUUUGUGUUCUUACACUGGUGUGUUGGUGGAAAGCUCAUCUGCUCAUUUAUAGGGCUGCGUGAUUAUGAAAUGUUUGGUUUCAAUAAAAUGAAAAAAAUAGAUGUAUAAAAAAAGUAAUUAAAACCUUGGUUUUGUUUUUAUGUGA